ACCCGGAAAUAGACUCUACCACUUCCGGAUUCAACAUAACGCACAUGGUCAGGAAAGUUGUUGUUUUGUCAUUAUUAAGAGUUAUAUUUUAAAAUAAUUUACAACACUGCUUUUUUUUUGAGUAGACUGUAAUGAGGAUAAUAUUUUGCUGAAAUGGGAGAUCAAGUGGAACUGAUCGUUGGAAGUUAUGAGCAAAUAGUGUUUGGGUACCGAGUGUGUCCUGGAGAACAGGAAUGGCGAUUAGAGCCGGUGUUCACGCACCAUGCUCACACAGCAUGCCUGUCCGCAGUGGCAGCCAACGAGCAGUUCGUCGCUACAGGAAGCAAAGAUGAAACCAUACAAAUCUACAACAUGAAGACAAGAACGGAGCAUGGAGCGUUAUUACACCAUGAUGGUACUAUCUCGUGUCUGGAGUGCUCUACAUCUCACUUACUGAGCGGUGGAGAAGACGGCCUUCUGUGUGUGUGGAGCACAAAGACAUGGGAAUGUUUGAAAUCCAUCAAAGCACACAUGGGUCAUGUGACUUCUCUCUCAUUGCAUCCAUCUGGAAAACUUGCGCUAUCUGUUGGAACGGACAAGAAGCUAAGAACGUGGAAUCUUAUCGAAGGAAGGGCAGCUUUCACCAAGAAUAUUAAACAAACUGCACAGAUCGUGCAGUGGUCACCAGCAGGAGAUAAGUACGUUGUAGUUGUGAAUGAUAAAUUGGACAUCUACAACCUGGAGUCUGCCAGCAUCAUCGGCACCUUCAGCUACAGGAAGAGGAUUUCAUCUGUCAGAUUUUUCAAGAACACGCUGCUGGCCGUGGCAGGAGAUGAUGAACAUGUACAAGUGUAUGAUCUCACCUCUGAAAAGUGCAUCUGUGAGUUCAAAGCUCAUGAAAACAGAGUAAAAGCAUUGGACAGCUUUGAGAUGAAUGACUUGUGUGUGUUGGUCACUGUGUCUAAUGAUGGAUUCAUCAAGCUGUGGGACUUCAGUACAGAGAGGCAGGAGGCAGUGCGUCUGCUAGGACAGGUGAACACCACCGCCCGACUCACCUGUCUGUCUGUGUGGAGAAGCAGCGCAAAGGAAGAGAAGUCGGGGACACAGCCUACGACAUCUCAAACUGAUAAAGAAGCUGUGCUGCCACCCAAAAACAAGAGAGUGAGGAUUAAUACGGAGGAGGUGGUUGUGGAAGAAGACACUUCAUCAAAAAAACAAGGCAAAAAGAAGAAAAAACAGAAAGUGCAAUGAGCAAUGUGAUUUUAUGUGUCUUGUUUGUUUAUUUCUGUGCAUUUUAGUGAAGAUGUGUAACGGACGUAUUAACAUUUACAACACAUUUAAAAAGUGUAAAGUUUGAGGGGUUUUUUUUUGGCAAGUUAAAGAUUUCUCUUCCUUGUUUGUGGAAAAAAAACCUUCUAUUUCUAUGUACACUUUGCCUCAAGUGUGUCUCCGAAUCGUUCUUUAUAGUGCUGCUUCCAACCAACCGUAUUCAGCUACGUAAUAUGAAAUAUAGUAUUUAUAAGUC
This is a messenger RNA of Pangasianodon hypophthalmus (striped catfish), 1504 nucleotides long. RefSeq names its product PAK1 interacting protein 1 (gene pak1ip1). The record is from RefSeq and is a predicted model, not a curated record. Gene Ontology annotation, molecular function: protein binding. NCBI's taxonomy places the organism in Eukaryota, Metazoa, Chordata, Actinopteri, Siluriformes, Pangasiidae.